AUUUGCUCCUUCCCUUCGACAUUCUACCCCCCUCUCCCGACUCAGGCCUUUUCCUCCGUUCCAUACCAUUGCCAGUACAACACCUACCCCCAGAAACUCUCACUCUCACUCCAGAAUGGGAAAGAAAAAGAACCCUAUCACGGAAGAUAGACUCAUCCUUCCUUCUCAUGCAACUACGUCGACCAGCACAUCGAUUGUGGACACCCACACCCACUUAGCCUCAACGUACGAAACUUACAGGAGCAAGUUCAAAAAUGCAAAAUACGAAACGGUGUAUGACUUUGUAAAGGGGAUGUAUCAGGAUAAGAAAGUCGAGGCUAUCGUGGACGUUUGGUGUGAAGCUCCGGUACGGAGGGUGUGGAAGGAGUUUGCGGAUUCGGCUUUGGAUGAGGAGGAUAGAAGGACGAAAUGGGGCGGGGUGGACUACUGGUUUGUUAUGGGUGUUCAUCCACAUAAUGCUCAGGGUUACACCGACACAAUUGAGCACGAAAUAUUAGAAGCAAUGGCCCACCCACGCUGCGUAGGCUGGGGAGAAAUCGGCCUCGACUACCACUACGACUUUUCACCACGCGAAGUUCAACGCGAGGUUUUCACUAGACAACUCAGACAUGCUGUUAGACUUCAGAAGCCUUUAACGAUUCAUACGAGAGAAGCCGAUGAGGAUACGGAGAGGAUAUUGAAAGAGAUCGUUCCUAAGGGUCAUAGAAUACAUAUUCAUUGUUUCACGGAUUCGCCUGAUUUUGGGCAGAGACUGCUAGAUCAUUUCCCCAGCCUUUACAUUGGGAUCACAGGCGUGGUAACUUUUACCUCAAACCUCAACACGGCCGAAAUCGUUCGCAGGAUGAAACCUAGAAUAGGAACUGUCCCCUCCGACCUUCGAAUCGUUCUAGAAACAGACGCUCCAUACAUGAUCCCCGCGAAUAUAUACGGUUCUCUUUCACUUGCAUCGUCCUCCGGCAAUCGAUUGCCCCUCAGUCAUAGUGCCAUGAUUCCGUGGACGGCUGAUUUUGUGGUUGGAGUGCUGAACGAAGGGAAGGACGAAGUGGGCGAGUGGGAUAGUGAAAAGGUUCUACGAGUUGGGAGAGAGAACGCUCGCAAGAUGUAUGGCAUUUAGUUGGUUUGGAACGAGUUCUUGGAUAUCCUCAAUUUCCGACUCUAUGGUUCAGUACUCAGUGGCCGCGAGAUUUUAUCUUUAUCGUACCAGAUCAGGACCGCCACGUGUACAUUAUCUGUACGACGCCAUCUUGUACCGUUGGGCUGCCUAUUACUGAGACCAUUACUCGGACAGGACGACUUGUAGAUGACUUUCAGUGGGGUACCUAUUCUUUGAAUUUCUGAAUCGACUUUCUGCCUCCCUUUCAGGACUAAUGAACCUGGCUACGGACGACAAGCCCAUGGCGCCCUGGGGGAACUUGUUCCUCCCUUGUCGAAAAGGGUUUCAGGGAGUUCUAUUAUGCUAAAGAAAUCUACCAAUCACAUAGAGUUGCAAACCUGCCUUUUUACCGAAAUUCGAAGGAUGCCUUCGGACUAUUCAAUUUUUGCCUUUUAACCGAGUUCAGACUCCGGUGUUGGCGUUCGGGCGGGUAUAUUUCUAUUCAUAGCGU
Messenger RNA from Marasmius oreades (fairy-ring Marasmius), 1604 nucleotides. RefSeq lists its product as uncharacterized. The record is from RefSeq and is a predicted model, not a curated record. The transcript has 6 exons. Bases 116 to 1114 code for a protein of 332 amino acids. Lineage: Eukaryota; Fungi; Basidiomycota; Agaricomycetes; Agaricales; Marasmiaceae. Gene Ontology annotation, molecular function: hydrolase activity, acting on ester bonds.